Pygocentrus nattereri (red-bellied piranha) is the source of this 1662-nucleotide messenger RNA. RefSeq lists its product as uncharacterized. The record is from RefSeq and is a predicted model, not a curated record. NCBI's taxonomy places the organism in Eukaryota, Metazoa, Chordata, Actinopteri, Characiformes, Serrasalmidae. The transcript has 2 exons. Bases 184 to 1314 code for a protein of 376 amino acids.
CAGAAGUGGAGGAUUUAGAGGCGGCCCUGGGAGACUCCAUGGUAACGGGAGGCUGAGGCUGCCGUGUUUUCUGAAAAGAGGGACAAACAUCAGAGCCUGACUUUUCACUCUUUCAAACUCUCUCACUUCUCUUCGGGUCAAGCUGUUUCACACUCUCCUCUGGCCUGUACAAUUUCCUGUACCAUGUGUCAGCCUGCCCCAGAUGUCCCACCUGAUUUAGCACUCACCUCUGACUCCUCUCAUUGGAGCUCCACCCCAAAAGGUGAGAUGGAAGGUGAUAGGGUUGGCAAAGGCACCCUCCGUCCACCUCCUCUCUUCCGAUCCAUCGGCCUAACCGGCCUGUCUGCCAGCUUGCCGCCCCACCGCCGUUUACGAUCAGCCCUGCACAGGGCCAGGGCUGUGCUACCUGCUAAUGCUAACGCUAAUGAAACCACUCAUUCAUGGCCUCAAGCACCCAGCAGUGGCACUAACACUAAUACAUCUGGAGCUUCUGAGAGAGGACUGCCUUUAAAAGGCCAUAUUCGCUCCAGCUUACAUGUGGGAUUGGUUACACAUGGUUUGGACACUUAUAAUGACUCUCUGCCUGACAUUGUGACCCACAAACUUGGCCUGCCUGAGCCACAGAAAAAGAUAACACCACAUAGAGAGUGCCAUGUUGGAAAGACCAAAAUUCUCACCUUUUCCAGCUCUCAUGUCCAAGCAGAUAAAGGCAAACAUUUGCAUAUAAGGUCCAACCUUGGCCUUAGCAAUAAAAUGCUAAUUCCAGCAAGAACUGCACACAGGCAAAACAAUACAGCUCAUAAUCCUCCACCAAAAGCCCAUAGACGGAGAAGCACUGUGUCUCCUUUCACACAGAAUGAUGUAUGCUUAUGCGAAACAGGGGAAACUACAGAAAGACUUGCAGGAAACAGGAGAGAGAAGUGGAGAAGGAGGAAGAUCAACAGUACAGGAGUGCACAGUAGAUCAGAGAGACUGCUGACCCCUGAAGAAGGCCAAGAAGACAACAUCUGCCAGUGGUUAAGCAGCUUAGGGAUAACAGACAAAGAAAAAGACCAAAGGGAGUCCCAAAGAGAGCCUAACAGACAAGGCUGUAGACUUGAAAGUGUAGAAAAAGCGGCAUGUCCCACAAGGAGAGACCGACGCCCACACUUCCUGCCCCCCAUCUCUCAGUCAGACUGCCUGCUGAACGUGCCGCUGGUCCUUCCGGAAAAUUCACCUCCUCCUUCCCCCAGCUGUGUGCCCAGCGAUCCUUUCUUCCCUCUACAAGUCCCUGCUUUACCACUCUGGACAGAAUACAGACUCAAACACACCUGACUGACCAACUAGCAGAUACAUGUUCAAAUAUAACGUACAGGCCAGAAGUGUGGAGACACCUCACCUUCUUUUUUCUGUGUGUCUGCAAAGACUUUAUAACCAUAAAGCGGCUAUUUGCCAAAGCUUUGGAUAUAUUCAGCUACAUGUUUUACUUGUUCUAGAGGAAUCAGCAUCAGAAAUCACAGUGGUGGUGAUUUGAGCCAGACGUUGUCAUAAAUGUAAAUACCUUUAAAAGCUGAGACCACAGAAAGCUAUUACAUGAAAUCAUAAUGAAAAUGGUGCCGGAUAAUUGAGACAUUGUUUUACAAUAGUUUUGAGUUGACAUAAUAAUUUUUGAAAAAUAAAUUC